AUGGAAAAGUACCAAGACCAUCCUAACUGGUACUAUGCCUCAACGCAGGUCCGGCAUUUCGUGGAACAAUGCAGGGCUUGCGAGAACCGUGAGGCGAUAUUUAGAGAAGCGUUCGACGUGUUUUUCAGGCAGGGUAAUGUGGAAGCAUUGUCUGGGAUGCGCGUUGCAGCCACGGCAGGCCAUAUGGAAGCGGCAUAUCUAGUUGGACUACUUGGCAUGUCCGGAAUUGGUCAGUCAAAAGAGGAUGCAUUAGAAUUCUUGUGUUCUUUGAAUCAACGUAACAACAUUGAUAUGAAAGGAACCAGGGAUGCUUUGAGACAACGAUUAAGCGGAAUUUUCUCUGUUGGAAGACAUAUCGUAGAUAUGUUUCACUAUGGGAAGAUUAAGUUCAAUCAGUGCAGCGCUUGUAACAACAACGACUGGUGUUUUGUUAUUCCAGGCUGGCCUAGUGAAGAAAAGAUCAAUCCUGCCUUCUGGACUUGUUGCAAUCGAUGCAAAUGGCACCGUGAGAGUGUUUUUUGGUUCAAGGUGAUGCGUGUCUAUGUUGUGCCAGGGAAUCCAUACCCUUAUAAUUAG
This is a messenger RNA of Prunus armeniaca (apricot), 576 nucleotides long. The record is from the annotation of a GenBank genome assembly. NCBI's taxonomy places the organism in Eukaryota, Viridiplantae, Streptophyta, Magnoliopsida, Rosales, Rosaceae.